CUCGGGCAGUUGCAGACAAUCUGUCUGUGGUGGAAAUGGAGAACGUAUGAAGAGAGUACAUUUCGAUACCCAUUUAACACACCACAUUAUAUCUGCCUCUAAACAACUACUUUGAAAAGCCACAUCACCUUCAAAUGCAAUGUAAAAUAUGGGAAUUAAAACCGCAGGAACUGAACACAAGCUGCAUUAUUGGACUCCUCUCGUUACCUGGCAAGUCUUGUUACCUGUCAACUGAAAACAACUGUUUGGACUAGUUUUUGGCCUCCUGGUCAUCAAGUCUGUCCAUGUUGAUCACCCAGGAAGAGGUUUAAAGAUUCUGCCGGAUUUCAACUUACCUGCAGUACAUGUAGUGGAGAAGAAAACAUCAGACUUCUACAAGCCAGAGAGAACUGUUCCAGUAUUGUCUAAUUUUGGGACUGAUUUGAAUACCUGGCUAUCCAGACCAGGUACAGUCAUGCACCUAGAGGUAAAGGUAGCUCUGAAUUUCAUUGUGUCCUACCUGUACAACAAACUGCCCCGUCGUCGUGCUGACCUCUUCGGGGAAGAGUUGGAGCAGAUACUGUUGUCGCACUAUGAAGGCCACUGGUACCCUGAAGCUCCUUUGCGGGGCUCUGCCUUCCGCUGCUUGCACCUAGGGGCCCCCAGUGACCCAGUGGUGGAGCUAGCUGCCAGGAGAAGUGGACUGGACACAGAGGAAGUGUGUGCCAAUGUCCCCCCUGAGCUGAGUGUGUGGAUCGACCCCUAUGAAGUGUCCUACCAAAUCGGGGAGAAUGGAGCCGUUAAGGUCCUGUACUUUGAGGAUCCGUCCGGCUUAGGUGGAGAAGGCGAAAUGGUGGAAGUAGUAAGUGGAGUGAGUAAAGGGGACAUGGAGGUAGAGGAGGCCAAGAGCUUAGGGUUCAACCCUGAGGCCCAGGUGUUUGUUCCAAUUGGAGCCCAGAUAUCUCCAGUUCUGCUUCCUUCCAUCUCCAGCACACCCGCACCCCUCUCAGCCUCAUCCUGCCCAGUGAUUUUCAGCUAUCCCAGCUCCAGCACACCCACGAACCCAACUGCCCACUCCUCUAACACAUCCACACCUUCCCCUCCAAGUGGGGGACUCCCUUACCCCCCCUCUCAGCAGCCAACGGCUGCCCUGCCCACCACCCGUCCACCGCCGCAGCCCAUCACCUUCACCACGGCCAGUUUCGCCGCAACAAAAUUUGGCUCCACCAAGAUGAAGAAGUGUGGCGGUUCCGGAUCGGCUGGCGGCUCGGGUGUAGGCGUGCCCCCACCACAGAGGAUGCUCGCCCGUUCCCCCACCAACAUCUCUCCCCCAGGGCUGCUGAAACACAAGCCCCUCUCAGUCUCCCUGCACUCCCUGGGGGCUCAGAUCCCCAGCCAGCUCUCCCCUAAUGCCAAAGAGUUUGUUUACCCAGCAUCCCCAGGGCCCCUAUACUUUGACAACGAUGCUCCACUCAUACUUUCACACUCAAGCCCCUUCCAGCACCCUCACCCCGCCCACUCCCACCCCUCAUUUGACCCAUUCUCCAGCCCCCCACCUGGUCCAGCUGUUGGUGCCAUUGGUGGUAGCGGUGGGAUUUCUUACAUGGAGAAGCCCUCAUUUGUGGAAGGUAUAGGGGGGUAUAACCUGCAAUAUCCCAGCCAGACCUUCCAGCCAGUGGUGCUGGCCAACUAAGCCUUUCUUAUGAUUAUUUCUGUUGCAGCAGUAGGGCAGUAAUGCUCAAGUAUUUUUUGGGAAAAUUGUUCUUACUGAUACUACAUCGUAUAAUUUGUUUUAUUACUACUACAACCUCCACUAUAUAUUUCAAUAUGAUUAUUUCCAUAUCAUUUAAUAUUCUGUUUUUUUGUUGUGGAUUUUGAUUACAGUUUCUCUAACCAGAGGAGUAACCAGCCUCCUAUUGCACAGAUGUUUUCAUUGAAUGUUCAGCAGAGUAAAAUGCCCUUCAGCUUUGGUCUAUUGACAGCAGUAUGACAGUUGAUAUUUUGCACUCCACUGUCACGCUGUGAAAAAGGGCCAAUGUCCUGUAAGAUGGCUUUGGAAAGCUUAGCGCUUUGCAAUCUGCUCGGCCUUAGUUAUCAAAAAUGCAUAGAGGGGUUUGUGUGGGUUUGGUGAGGUCUUAUUCAUGCUGACAAGUGUUUAAUGUGCUCUUCUGUGGCUUAUGGCCAUUGUGAAUAUAGUGGGCCUGUUACUAGAGCCUUGAAACGUAUCACACACCAUGUCUGAAUCGGUUUGGUGCAAAGGGAUCAGUCUUUGCCAUUCAUCAGCUCUGAAAUGUGUUCAUGGACAUGCUAAGGGAGCCUGUGUGUAGUGGCUUGGCAAUAGGGGGGGUUUAAUGUGCAGGGUAUGAGGAAAUGGAUCUGUCAUGACAGGAAGAAUUACUGCCAGGGAGGUCAGCGAACCUUGGUGAAAGUGAGGCAAGUUGAUCUUUGUCUUCGGCUAUGACUACUAAUCUCCCACCCACGCACAGGCACAUAGAAUCUGUCAGCAGUGUGUGAAGGUGAACGGGCGUUGUUGGAGGGGAAUAGGAUGCUGCUAAGCAAUGGGGAUUGUGAUGAAUGGCUUAGCGGGACUUUGACUAUGAAGGAGGGGUCUUACUCUGCAGGGAAAAGAGGAUGGGGAGGGAGUAAGGGGAGGGGAAAUGGAUGGCAAGGCAGGGGCAUCAAUGACGUUUUAACACCUUUUGGCAUCUUGGGUGCAAUGGCUUUAGACUGGCACUUCAAAAAUCCGGCGCACAUUUCUGUAGAGCUUUAGUGGCGUUUGCAGCCAAAGGCUCACGCUAUGUCCCCUGCUCUUUAAGCCCUUAAUUAUCUCUGUUCCAGUUGCUGCUCCAGUGGGAGACCAGCAUCAUAUAAUGAGAUGUUUUCCUUUUCCAUUUCCAGGACUAUGAAUGUUAACUAAACCUGUGUUUUUGUCACUUUAUGAUGCCAUGUCAGAUCAUUCUCAAAUUGAUGGUGGUGAUACCCUGUCUCCAUAUAGGUAAUAGAGGGGGCAGUAAUUGUCACCAGGGUUCAAGCAGCCUCCUAACCCCACCUUUCCUUUUGAGCCAUCCAGCACUUCAUAUUAUUGGGCUACAGAUGCCAUCCCCCCCCCCCCCCCCAACCAUGAUGUUACAGCUGCAUCUGCUAAGAAAUGUUGGAUCUGUUCCAAUGGGAUUUGGAUAGCAGGGGGAGUGUCCCUAGCCAUCAUCUGAAUGUUUUCUAGAUUAUGCCCAUAAACAUCUGUGUAGAAGCUAACGUAAAUACUCUUUAACUUGUGCUCACACUGGUAAUUGCUGUGAUAGUCUGUCAUAUGCGUGUCAUUCAAACUGUUUAUUUUUCUUUGCGUCCAGGGGUUGGGAGGGUUGGGUCGGAUCUCUUUAUAAAUGUGAUGCUUGUGAGGGAAGGGGUCAUUUUUACAUUUGUAAUUUAUUUUAAAUUUUCUAUAUUUUUCCUAUGUUUUUUCAAAAGUAAUGAAGUACUUUUGUAAAGUUGAGAGAGAAGUUAUAACAGUAGGAAUAUGUAUAUAUUUCUUCAGGUUUCCUUUGUUUAGUUAUGUGCUGAAGUUAUUACAAAGAUAACUAAAUAUAUAUGCAAGUUGGGAAUAAAGAUGUAUAAAAUAAAGUAUUGAAUGUG
This is a messenger RNA of Oncorhynchus gorbuscha (pink salmon), 3609 nucleotides long. Its product is annotated as protein Tob2-like. Gene Ontology annotation, biological process: regulation of gene expression. The record is from RefSeq and is a predicted model, not a curated record. Gene Ontology annotation, cellular component: cytoplasm; nucleus. NCBI's taxonomy places the organism in Eukaryota, Metazoa, Chordata, Actinopteri, Salmoniformes, Salmonidae. The transcript is spliced from 2 exons. Bases 455 to 1672 code for a protein of 405 amino acids. Gene Ontology annotation, molecular function: transcription corepressor activity.